Messenger RNA from Corapipo altera (White-ruffed manakin), 3581 nucleotides. RefSeq names its product leucine rich repeats and WD repeat domain containing 1 (gene LRWD1). Bases 1088 to 3340 code for a protein of 750 amino acids. The transcript has 15 exons. Lineage: Eukaryota; Metazoa; Chordata; Aves; Passeriformes; Pipridae. Gene Ontology annotation, molecular function: protein binding; chromatin binding. Gene Ontology annotation, cellular component: nuclear origin of replication recognition complex. Gene Ontology annotation, biological process: chromatin organization; establishment of protein localization to chromatin. The record is from RefSeq and is a predicted model, not a curated record.
AGUUCUGUCGCUUGAAGGAUCAAAUCCCAAACAUCUGCUGUUCAAAACUGUUUUUCCGUUCAGCCUUUUUGUGCUGGUAUAAAAUGUUCCAUACCUGAAGGACUGUCCUUACAUACAGGUGUUAACAAAGCAGUGCCUUGUUGCCCAUCACACAACAUUCCAGGUGCUGUAUGUGGGUGGUGGUGCUGAAAUGAAGCCCAAGGACAGCUCAGUGCCCCCUGUGUUCCCCAGGAUGUGCUGGAAUGGCAUUUAGGCAGCUCUGAUCUAACACAGAAAGACAGGAGCGAGCCUGGCCUUGGAGCUUUGUUAGCUUUUAUUUCCCUCCCUUGGAAUCUGUGUCAGGAAGAGUGGUAAACCCUGAACCAGUAAUUUCAUGAAGCUCCUUUGGACUUGUCAGUGUUGUUAUUCUAAAUAUCAGCGUUUCCCUAUGUGUGCAUGUCCUAUCCCAUCCACAGCAAUGCGUGGAAACAUCUGUUAGUUACCAACAACACACAGAAUGCUGUUGAUAUUUUUAUUCCUUGCUGAGGAAAUGAUGUUAUUAAUGGGUGGGUAUUUACGUUUCUGCUAAUUACUUCAGUUUUCCAAAAUUUUAGGGGAUUUUGGAGUUGUCAUCCAAACAGUCUGCCCAGCUGGUCAGGCUAGCGAGUGCACUGUCAUUUUCUUGGGAGGAAGGGGUUCACAGCAGGUAUAUUUAUUCUUUCUGUUGCUGUUUGUUUGAAAGCCUGUUGGAAUUCCUGGAGCAGAGCCCAGGAGAGGCACAAACAGAUAACCGUGAGGCUGUCAAGGUCCUGAGGGUCAUCCCCUGCAGCAAGUCUGUCACUCUAACAGCCACAGGAGGUAUCCCUGUUGUUUUGGAGAUGGAUUGGGUCAGUGUGUUGGGAACCUGUGCCCAGCCUAAUAAGUAAAAAAGGCGACUUCCAACAGAGCAGCAAAAUCAGUACAUAACUUCAUAAUGGGUUUUUUUUUUCCCCUUUUGAGUCAGUUGAAAGCAUUUCCUCUUAUUCCUGUUUAUUUUUCCUGGAAGGUUACAAGAAGAGAUCCUACAGCUGACUGAUUACUGAUUUCGGGAGAGGGGUGGAGGUUAAAAAUGUCAAAAAUCACUACAGAACUUCUUUUGGAAAGAGCAGUUCCAAGAUCUACGAGGCUCCGGAAGAUCGAGACGCUGAACCUGUCCAAGCUGCAGUUGAAGACUGGAGAUUUAGACCCACGGUUGUUUUCCCGGCUGAGGCACCUGCAGAAACUAGAUCUCUCUGAUAAUUUGCUGGACAAGUUUCCCAACAGCCUAACCCUGCCUGAUCUGCGUGUCCUGAACUGCAACAAUAACCAGCUGGAAGAUGUAACUGCUCUGAAACAGUUCCCUCUGCUCGAGGAGCUGACCUACGAGAACAAUGUGUACUUGACACUCAAUGAUGACUAUAAAGUAAUGUUUCUUUUGGAAAAUCUUCGGCUGCUCAAUGGCAAGGACAUAACCAAACUGGCCAAUCACGUGAGGCAUGUCCAUAGCCGUAAGCUCACCAGCAAGGUUACUGCUCACUGGGAAAAAUUCUUCCGUGACCAACUUCCUGAGAAGUACACAGCUGAGCAGGUGAAGUCCAUCAGGAAGAAGUUCCUGAAGUCAGUACAAACCAAUGUAGUGUAUGGACCCAGCUCCCUCAGUGAAUUCACCCGCUGGCGGGUGAAAAUGAUUGCAGAAGAGUUUCUGUCAUACUCAUUGGGUCUGGAGCUAAACUCAGAUACUGAACCAGAGGAAAAGGCAGAUGAGAAUGAGGAAGAAAGUACAGAAAGCCCUAGGGAAGCUGCAGAGGAUGUGGCUCAGGUCACAGUAACACCCAGCAAGAGGAAAAGAAACCAUUCAAAGUCAGGUGCUGGAAACAAGAGGUCCAAGUCCCAGGCAAACACCGAGGAGGAGGCUGUAGUUAAUCCCAGAAAGUCCAGCCAUGUGCAGGAUGACCCAGCUCCUGAUAAACCAAGAACAUCAGACCAGCCAGCCAAGGAGACAACCCCUGAGCAGGGAGCUGAAGGGACACAGAAGAAUGGAGAGCAGUUUCCCAAGGGGCAAAGCAACAGAAGAUCCAGCCAGAUGACAGGGGAACAGAAAAGCCAGGAGCAGGACAAUGGAGUUGUUACUUUGACUCCAGUGAAGAACUCCAAGCGAAAGGAGGAUGUCAGUGCAGAGCCAUUGCAUUUUCUUCAGUGUCACAGUAAAGGCAACAGCCGCGAGGAUUUUAAAACGCAGCUCUGGUCCUGUGUCUUCGAGCCAGUGCUAGACUCUGGAGCCAGGAAAGAUCCCAUUGUGAGCUCCUCCAGAACCGUGGCAACCUGUGGAGGGGAGUCUGUUUGUCUGAUUGAUUGUGAGACAGGGACAGUGCUGAAAAAGUAUAAGGUGGCUACAGAGGAGUUCUUCAGUGUUGCAUGGACAACCCUCACAAUGGUGAUCAGCGACAGUCGGAAGAAAGCUCACAAUAUCUUGGCAGCUGCUGGGAGGAGAGGGAUUGUCAAACUGAUCCAUGUGGCAGCCGACUUCUGCUACGGAGAGAUAAAGGCUCACAAGAAGCCCAUUGCUACUGUCUGCUUCAGCCCAACCCAAGAGACCCACCUCUUCACUGCAUCCUAUGACAAGCGAAUUGCACUCUGGGAUAUUGGGAUUCCAGACUGUGACUACAAUUUCAAAGCAAGCCAGCUGCUGGUGCUGGAAGCAGCCUCUAUUCCCUUACGGAUUGCCCUGGUGCCCACCUGCCCGGAGCAGUACCUGCUGGCAGGCUGUGAAGGUGGCUGCUUUGCCUGGAACAUAAAACUGGAUAAAGGAGAAAAAAGCAGGCCUUUUGAAGCCAUAUUCCAGUUUCCUGAUGAUGAAAGCAUGACAACGUCUCACAGGGUUGAUGGUCUGGCUUUUCUGAAUGACGAUGUCGUUGUUUCCAAGAGCUCCAAACCAGGAUGCAUUUACCUGUGGAGCUGGAGCCGGUCCUUUGACGCCAAGGGGAAGGGAUGCCAGCGGACAGUGUCUGCAGUUAUCCUGGCUGAGCUGGAGUGGUCCACGACAGACAUGUCCUACCUGACGCUCAGCACCUGCCCAGCAAAAGGCUACGUGUUCUGUGGUGAUGAGAAGGGCAGUGUGUGGAUGUACAACCUCUCCAGCUACACCACAGCCUGGGGCUCUCCAAAGGGAAAGCGCUCGGAGCGGAGGAUCUCUCCUGCACAGAUCCUCCAGUGGCCGGAGCUCCACGUGAACGGGGAGCAGCCCCCCGAGAUCCUGGUGAACAACGUGGUGUCAGACCCUGCCUUCACCUACCUUGUUGUCCUGACCAGUGUGAACAUAACAGCCAUCUGGAAGAAGUCAUAGUCCCCUGUGCCAGUCUCACCCCCGUGAUUUGAACUAGUGCAGUAUUAGUGACUGUUACCCAUGUGCCCAUGAACGUUUUCUAGACCAGCCAUGAUGUGCAAGAUUAAACGAAAUAACAAAGGUAAGGGUUUGUUAAACUCAUUAAAUCAUUGUAAACAUCCGGUUUCUUUUACUGUAAGUUUUCACAAUUUGUGCAUUUGUUUUAUAGAAAUGACACUUAAUAAAACAAAAUGCCAGUUCA